Molecule: messenger RNA, 2053 nt
Organism: Sebastes umbrosus (honeycomb rockfish)
Lineage: Eukaryota; Metazoa; Chordata; Actinopteri; Perciformes; Sebastidae
Gene: atp1b4
Product: ATPase Na+/K+ transporting subunit beta 4
Exons: 9
Coding region: 176-1204 (342 amino acids)
Biological process (GO): potassium ion transport; regulation of DNA-templated transcription; sodium ion transport
Cellular component (GO): nuclear inner membrane; sodium:potassium-exchanging ATPase complex
Source: RefSeq, a predicted model, not a curated record
CACUAAGAUGCACGCUUAGUUGCAGGAGCCUCUCCACUCCCGGUGCCUAAAACUUUCUAAUGAAAUCCCCAAACUCUUUUUGACAAACAUUAUUUUUUUUUCUCCUCCGGGGGUCUCAAAGAGGGGCUUUUCGACACAUUAAGAGGCGUUUCUGUUGCAAAGAAAACUUCAGAAUAUGGAGCCCAGUUCCACAGAGGGAGGAGCUGAGGAGAUGCUCCUUAAAAAUCAUCCACCAGGUCUUCCUCACAAAGUGAUGCUCAAACAUGGCCAAGAGCUGGAGGAAGAGCAGGAGGAGUUGGCCGAGCACCGGCCGCUAGAGCAGGAGGACCUGAACUUUGAGAGAUGGAAGCGCAGGCCGUUACCCCAGAGGACGCUCCACCAGAAAAUAGAAGACAUUAAGACGUACCUGUGGAAUGCAGAGACCAAGGAAUUCAUGGGCCGCUCUGGGAAGAGCUGGAGCCUCAUCCUUCUCUUCUACGCUGCACUUUAUACGUUUUUCGCAGCCAUGUUUGGCGGCUGUAUGUUUUGCCUCAUGUGGUCUAUUAGUCCUUACCAUCCGACCUACAAUGAUAGAGUGAUGCCACCAGGUAUGACGAUGGCCCCACACCUAGAAGGCCACGAGAUCGCCUUCAACGCCUCUGAUCGCAAAUCCUGGAAGAAGUACGCGAGGUCUAUGGAUGAAUACCUAAAACCGUAUAACGACGUCACUCAGGACAGGAAGAAUAUUCAGUGUUCACAGGACAAAUACUUCAUGCAGGACGACCUGGAGGAGAGCGCGGAGCGGAAAUCGUGCCAGUUUAAGAGGUCCUGGUUGGGAGACUGUUCGGGGGUGCAUGAUCACAACUAUGGCUAUUCUAAGGGAAAGCCAUGCAUCCUCCUUCGAAUGAACCGGAUUCUUGGUUACCUACCUGGCCAGGGCAAAGCAGUAAAUGUGACUUGUGGCGUCAAGAGAGGACCUCCAGAAGCCUUGGGAGAAGUCCAGUUUUUCCCUAAAAGCAUUUUUGACCUGAAGUACUAUCCGUACUAUGGGAAGCUCAGACACCUGAACUACUCUGCACCGGUUGUGGCCGUGCGUUUCGUAGGACUGCAGGUCGACACUCACAUCCAGGUACAAUGCAAACUGAACGGAAAGGGCAUCAUUAACGAUUCACCCACUGACCGCUACCUGGGCAGUGUGAGCUUCUCCUUCGAUGUCGGAGCGUAAAGUGCAAGAAGACGUCGCUGCCUGCAGGAUGCUUCCGUGACAACGAGGCAGAUAAAAUGUACAAGAAAAAAAAAUAUUUUUUUCAUGAAAUAUGUAAUUCCCCCUCUCCUCAUCUUUCACUUAAAUAUCCAACAUCUUCUGCUGUGAAAUUCCUCAAGAAGUAGAUAUUUGCUCUUGUGUUUCUGUUGUAUCUUUGUACCCUGAGCGUGCUACUGGCACCUGCACCCACAACAAACAGUGCUGAGCACAGGACAAGUGCGUAGAAGUUGUUACAAUUCCUGAUAUUUUUGUAAUGAUUAGCGAAAUUAAUCAAACUAAAUUACACUCAAUGCCCAAUAGUUAGCAUUUCUGGCUAUGCAAAUCCAAUUAUGACUUAAAAACAUUACUAGAAAUAUUGUUGUAUCAGGUUAGAUUAUGGUUUUGUGUGCACCGUUUUGUGUGACUAAUUUGUUUUGAAUUAUAUUUUUCAAACAUGUAUAUUGUAAGAAUUCAAAGAACACUGAAAGCAGGACUUGUACUGUACUUACACAGUAAAUAAUAAAUGACUGCAAAUACACUAUUACUAUAUUUUUGUUGAAUAGAGCAGUAUUAUACAUUUAUGAUAAAGCAUCACAAGCCUUUACCUUGCCUUCUUUUGUAAAAACAUUUGCUUUUGAAAAUGAAAUACUACACUAGACUGAUCAAUAAAGAGACUGUGAAAUAGUUUGUGAAAGGUCUGUACCAUUUAAAAAAAAAAAGUAUAACUAUUUUGUGAUAGUAUUAAUCCUGUCUGAACUGUGCUACUAAACAUGGUAUCAAUGUUGUAUUUAUUCCUAUUAUAGUUCUUAUAAUAAAUACAAUGUUCUGGUA